Messenger RNA from Neohortaea acidophila, 1736 nucleotides. RefSeq lists its product as uncharacterized. Gene Ontology annotation, biological process: rRNA base methylation. Gene Ontology annotation, cellular component: nucleus. Lineage: Eukaryota; Fungi; Ascomycota; Dothideomycetes; Mycosphaerellales; Teratosphaeriaceae. The record is from RefSeq and is a predicted model, not a curated record. Gene Ontology annotation, molecular function: 23S rRNA (adenine(1618)-N(6))-methyltransferase activity. Bases 26 to 1420 code for a protein of 464 amino acids. The transcript has 2 exons.
GAAUAGCCAACUCACUCCCCAUAUCAUGUCUCGAUCCAUCGUUGAGCGCAGCCACGACAAUACCUCCGUGCACGCCCUGAACAUCGACUUUGACGAGCUCGCGGCCCGUGAUCCCGACUGGGCGACCAUCUCCAAAUGCGCCAAAGAGGCGCGAUGGCUUGACUUUCAAGAUCCCAAAGUCGUGCGACAACUGACCAAAUCCAUCCUGAAGUGCAAUUUCAACCUUUCCCUCUCCCUCCCAGAAGACCGACUCUGCCCACCGGUGCCGGUGCGAUGGAACUACAUCCGCUGGAUCCAGGAUCUCCUGGACACUACAUCCGACGAUUACGCUGACCGCUAUGACUCCCAACGCGACGUUCUCGGCCUUGACAUUGGCACCGGAGCCUCGGCCAUCUAUCCCUUAUUGGGCUGCUCCACACGGUCACUAUGGCUCAUGGCAGGCACGGACAUAGACACGCACUCUCUGGACUACGCGCGGCAAAACGUAGCGGGCAACAAUCUUGAGCAGCGCGUCAAGCUCAUCCACACCAUCGCAGAAAGUCCACUGAUUCCCAUGGCAGCGAUGGGAGUGGAGGAGCUAGACUUUGUCAUGACCAACCCACCCUUCUACUCGUCGCGAGAAGACAUGGAGGAGAGCUACGUGGGCAAGGAUGCAGCGGCGUCCGCCAUCAGCUUUGCAGCGGACAACGAGUUGAUCUGCCCCGGCGGAGACAUAGGAUUCGUUGACCGCAUCUUCAACGAGAGCCUGAUGCUUCGGACACGAGUGCAGUGGUAUACCGCUAUGCUGGGCAAGUUGGCCAGCCUGCAACAAAUCGUGGCCAAACUACGGGAACACGAGAUCAACAACUUCGCCGUCACGAACCUACAGGCAGGCCACCGAACGAAACGGUGGGCGGUGGCUUGGAGCUUUCAGACAUGGAGACCGCGCAACGAUAUUGCGGCGGCAGGGGACGUGGUGAAUGCGGUGCGACCGUGGCCCACGGCACAGACGAUUGCCGUCCCAUUGAUGAGUGCGAAGUGGGCGGGGGAGAAGGUGGAUGCGACGUUGAAGGGACUGGCGGUGCGGUGGAAGUGGCGACCGCUGAUCUCCGCCGGUGUGAUGGAGGCCAGGGAGAACGUAUGGUCUCGUGCGGCGAGGCGAAGACAGCAGUUUGGUAAGCCGUGGUCGAAGGGUGUGGAUGUGCAGGCGAGUGCGCAUGCGAAGGCAGGUGGGAAGGACGAAGACGACGAGCAGGAUAAAGAGGACGAUGACGACGAGGAGGAGAAUGAGGAAGACGAGGACGAUGGAAUCUCACUGACGGUGAAGGUGAUGUGCAAGGAGGAGGAGGUGGAGAUCCGAUGGCUGCGUGGUCUGGAUCGGCUUCUGUUUGAAAGCUUCUGCGGGAUGCUGAAGAGGGCACUGGGCAGUCGCGAUGCAUGAGCGCAAGGCAGUCUGCUUGCCAUUGUGAAACGAGCGUGUGUUUAGUGUAACGUUCAAUGUUCUCAUCGUUUGCGCAUCGCCGAGAGGCAGCUUGCCGACAUCCGCGGGGGAGGGAAUGCCGAGAGGCUAGUCGUGUGUGCCCAUCUGGAGCACGAGCAGCACCCCUGGAAGUGGAGUGUCGAGCACAGCAUGAGCAGGAGUGAUGAUCACCUUCAAGGCAGGUGCGGACGGCGCGCCGGUAGAUCCUGCCGCGCCGAAUCAGCGGCAGCAGCCGUGCCGCGUCGGCUCCUCGAAUGUUUAGCGCGCAAUCUAUUUU